Molecule: messenger RNA, 1839 nt
Organism: Nymphaea colorata (pocket water lily)
Lineage: Eukaryota; Viridiplantae; Streptophyta; Magnoliopsida; Nymphaeales; Nymphaeaceae
Product: sulfoquinovosyl transferase SQD2-like
Exons: 11
Coding region: 294-1589 (431 amino acids)
Biological process (GO): sulfolipid biosynthetic process; glycolipid biosynthetic process
Cellular component (GO): chloroplast envelope
Molecular function (GO): UDP-sulfoquinovose:DAG sulfoquinovosyltransferase activity
Source: RefSeq, a predicted model, not a curated record
UUUUAGACUCCUCCCCCCGCAUCAGAUUCUCCAUAUUUCUUGUACGCCUUCUCGCCUCUCCCUCUCUGAAUCGCUUGCGUUUAUAAAUUUAAGACAGCCGUAGCUGCUUCCAUUCUAUAAACGGUGGGUAGUCAUCUCCAACCGUCUCUCCGGCGGAUCCCGUGCAGAAGCCUUUCGGAAGGCAUCGUCCUUGGGGACUGUGAGGCGACCAUCUUGCUCUGUGUCGUUUUCCUGAUUCGUUAAGAGGAAAGAGGCCUGGAGUAGGAAGACGAAGGAGCUGGAAGUUCUAAAAAAUGUUGGUUGAAUUGGAAGAAACCGUUCCACCAGUUGAGGAGUCCCUUGUCGACGCCAGCUCUAGACCGAGACGGAUUGCUCUCUUCGUGGAGCCUUCGCCUUUCGCUUAUGUCUCUGGGUACAAGAACCGAUUUCAGAAUUUCAUCAAGUAUCUGCGUGAAAUGGGGGAUGAGGUUAUCGUGAUCACUACUGAUAAAGGCGUUCCAGAUGAAUUUUAUGGUGCAAGGGUGAUUGGAUCUUGGAGCUUCCCCUGCCCAUGGUACCAAACUGUGCCACUCUCCCUGGCCUUGAGCCCCAGAAUCAUUUCUGAAGUUGCCAAGUUCAAGCCUGACAUAGUCCACGCAUCAUCACCUGGAGUCAUGGUAUUUGGUGCACUAGCCAUUGCCAAAAUGCUAAGCGUUCCCUUGGUGAUGUCAUAUCACACGCAUGUUCCAAUAUACAUACCAAGAUACACAUUCAGUUGUCUGGUCAAGCCUAUGUGGCAGAUAAUAAAAUUUCUUCACCAGGCUGCGGACCUUACUCUUGUUCCUUCUGUUGCCAUUGCUCGAGAUCUGCUAGCUGCUGAGGCAACAGAACCUCACAAAAUCCGUCUUUGGAACAAAGGGAUUGACUCAAAAAGCUUCCAUCCACAUUACAGAAGUGAACAGAUGCGGAUCCGGCUUACGAAUGGUGAGCCAGAAAAGCCACUGAUAAUUCAUGUGGGACGCUUAGGAUUUGAAAAGAGCUUGGAUUUUCUUAAACGCUUGAUGGACCGACUUCCAGGUGUGAGAAUUGCUUUUGUCGGAGAUGGACCAUACCGGCCUGAGCUAGAGAAGAUGUUCUCUGGCAUGCCUGUUGUGUUCACAGGGAUGCUGCAUGGUGAGGAACUUUCGCAAGCAUAUGCCAGCGGCGAUGUGUUUGUGAUGCCCUCAGAGUCCGAAACACUCGGGCAGGUGGUGAUGGAGGCUAUGUCAUCAGGUGUGCCGGUGGUGGCCGCCCGGGCAGGAGGAAUACCGGAUACUAUUCCUGAAGAUCAAGACGGAAAGAUAAGCUACCUGUUUACUCCUGGUGACGUAGAUGACUGCCUCUGCAAAGUGCAGUCACUGCUUACGAAUGAAGAGCUGAGAACAACUAUGGGGAAAGCUGCCAGAGAAGAGAUGGAGAAGUAUGAUUGGAAAGCAGCAACGUACAAGAUAAGAAACGAACAAUAUAAUGCUGCCAUUUGGUUCUGGAAGGAGAAAAGGGCUCAAGUACUCAGGCCUCUACAGUGGUUGCUUCAGUUAAUAGUUAGAUCCCCAGAGGAUAAAUGUAAUUAAAUACCUUAAUAGAUCCACAGAUGGAUGAUUGUCAUUGUGCGCUUGAUGGUUGAUCGUGGUUUUUUUUCUUAUUCAAUCGCAGUCUGUUUGCUUCAUUGUAAUUGUAAAACUAUGAAUAGGAGCAAUUGCGACGAUAUCUUGUAUCAACGCAAGUUGUAUUCUUUUUCCAAGUUUUUAGCAUUGCAGGUUUGCCUAUUGAAUUGUGCAAGAACUGCAGCCUAAGGCAUUGAGCAUAAAUCUCUUCUUGUUU